Molecule: messenger RNA, 1361 nt
Organism: Andrographis paniculata
Lineage: Eukaryota; Viridiplantae; Streptophyta; Magnoliopsida; Lamiales; Acanthaceae
Product: probable glycosyltransferase At5g11130
Exons: 1
Coding region: 124-1212 (362 amino acids)
Molecular function (GO): glycosyltransferase activity
Source: RefSeq, a predicted model, not a curated record
AAAUAAGGAGUAAUAAAUAAAGAAACAAUUAGGUUGAAAGAAAUGCUCCAACUGCCUAAUUCUUUCUAAGUCAAAAUAGUUCCCCAACUACGCACGCACCCCACCCCACAACAAUUCCGAUCCAUGGCUGCCGCCAUCUCUUCCGUCGUCGUCGUCGUCCUCGUCGUCGUCCUCGUCCUCCCAGCUCCGUCCGCCGCCUCCCCUUCCCCCUAUCUCUCCCCGGCCACUCUUGUCCGAAACUACCAAAACAUGCUCUCCAAUUUCAAGAUUUUCGUCUACACCCACCCCUCCAACUCCAAGCCCUUCGAUUCCCGGUUCCCGGCGGCCUCUCUUUUCUAUAAAUCGCUCCUCCGCAGCCGCUUCGUCACUCCCGACCCCGCCCAGGCCCACCUCUUCUUCGUCCCCUUUUCUCCCCACACCUCCGCGCGCUCUUUGGGCCGCAUCAUCAGAGACCUCAGGAGCGCCUACCCUUACUGGAAUCGCACUCUCGGCGCCGACCAUUUCUUCCUCUCCCCCGUCGGAAUCGACUUCUCCUCCGACAGGAACGUCCUCGAGCUCAAGAAGAAUUCAAUUCAAAUCUCCCUUUUCCCCGUCGUUUCCGGUCUCUUCAUUCCGCACAAAGACAUCACUCUGCCUCCACUGAUCCCGCCGCGGCGCACCCCGCCGCCGGAGAAUCCGACGGCGCCGCCGUCAAUUCUGGGGUACCUUAGAUGGGAUGGGACUAGGGGUGUGAAUUUUGUGAGCCAAAUGAAGGGUGACCCCGAUUUCUUGGUGGAGGAAUUGAAGUCGGAGGGUGCGGGACAAGAAGUUUUGAGGCGGAGCAGAAGCAGCAGGUUCUGCUUGUUUGUGUACGGCGGCGGAGAGGCGGCGUGGGCGUGGGCGGUGGAGGCGAUGAGGGAGGGGUGCGUGCCGGCGGUGAUUGUGGAGCGUCCGAUUCAGGACUUGCCGUUGAUGGAUGUGUUGAGAUGGUGUGAUAUGGCGGUGGUGGUUGAGGGUGGGCGGGUGAAGGAGGUGCUGAGCGGGGUGAGCGAGGAGAAGUGGGCGGAGAUGAGGGAAGUGGGAAUGGCGGUGGCGGCCAAGCAUCUGGUGUGGAACGCCGUCGCCGAGGAGGGUGCGGCGGCGAUGGAUGUGUUUCAUAUGGUUAUGUAUCAGCUGUGGCAGAGGCGCCAUGUAGUUAGAUACGCUCGGAGGGAAUUGAGUAUGCUUGACUGAUUUCAUUCAUUCAUUCAUUCUCUCUAUUAUGUUAUGUUAUGUUGUUGGUGUAUUACUUCUCUUCUCUCUACACGGCCACUCAGUAUCAUAUCGUGUACUUCUUUUGAUUGGAUGCCGCGUUAAUUUCAGAUUGCCCUUAUUCACUAUCA